This is a messenger RNA of Brassica oleracea var. oleracea, 611 nucleotides long. RefSeq names its product disease resistance-like protein CSA1. The transcript has a single exon. Gene Ontology annotation, biological process: defense response. The annotation marks the transcript as partial. Gene Ontology annotation, molecular function: ADP binding. The record is from RefSeq and is a predicted model, not a curated record. NCBI's taxonomy places the organism in Eukaryota, Viridiplantae, Streptophyta, Magnoliopsida, Brassicales, Brassicaceae.
UUGGGGUCCUUGGCAUGACUGGAAUCGGCAAGACAACUGUUGCUGCUAGCGUUUACAAACGAAACUACCGUCGGUUUGAUGGCUACUGUUUCGUUGAAGACAUUGAGAAUGAGUCGAUAAGGCGUGGAUUGCCUCAUUUGCGUCAGAAGCUCCUAAGUAAAUUAUUGGACGAAGAAAAUGUGGACGUCAGAGCGCAUGGGAGAUUGAAAGAGUUCCUCAGGAACAAGAAGGUGUUUAUUGUGCUGGAUAAUGUGACCGAAGAGAAUCAAAUCGAAGUUCUCAUCGGACAGCGGGAACUGUACCGGAAAGGAAGCAGGAUUGUUAUAACAACCAGAGACAAGAAACUGCUUGAGAACAAUGCUGAUGCAACGUACGUAGUUCCCAGAUUAAAUGACAGGGAAGCUAUGGAGCUUUUCUGCCUUGAGGCAUUUUCUGAAAACCUCCACUCCACGGAAGAGUUUAUGGAUCUAGCAGAGAACUUUGUGUAUUACGCUAAAGGACAUCCGUUAGCUUUGAAGUUGUUAGGUUCAGGUCUACGCCACAAGGAAAAAACAUACUGGAUGCAGAAAUGGGAGAGGUUAAGGGUAGUGCCAGACAAGGAGAUUCAGAAA